Messenger RNA from Mustela lutreola (European mink), 1065 nucleotides. Its product is annotated as intraflagellar transport protein 172 homolog. Gene Ontology annotation, cellular component: intraciliary transport particle B; axoneme; ciliary basal body. The transcript has 6 exons. Gene Ontology annotation, biological process: intraciliary transport. Lineage: Eukaryota; Metazoa; Chordata; Mammalia; Carnivora; Mustelidae. The record is from RefSeq and is a predicted model, not a curated record. Bases 333 to 1001 code for a protein of 222 amino acids.
GCUGGAGGCCGAGUAUCACUACCUCGAGGCUCAGGAGUGGACGGCAACAGUGAACAUGGACCGGUCCAAUGGGCUUUGGGAGGAGGCCUACCGGGUUCCCAAGGCUCACAGAGGAGCUGAUGCCCACAAGCACGUGGCCUAUCUGUGGGCAAAGAGCCUGGGAGGAGCAUCCUCAGUGAGACUGCUCACUAAGCUCGGACUCCAGGCAGCUGCCGUGGACCACGCCGCCGACAACUGAUGAAGCCCCACGCUUCUCUCCCCUGGACCCUUUCGAGACAGAGCUUCUACAUAGACAAGGAAAACGGCUGUAUAGCUGAGAAGUGUUUCUGAAAAUGGAGGCAGGAGUGAAGAAAUCCUUGGAAGAACGUGAUGGAGAGGGUAAAUUUGAAGAGGCCAAAGCUGAAUUCAUCAGGGCUGGUACGCCCAAGGAAGCAGUCCUCAUAUUCGUCCAUAACCAGGCCUGGGAAGCAGCUCAGCAAGUGGCCGAGGCCCACGAUCCUGACACUGUCGCCGAGGCGCUUGUGGGGCAGGCCCGGGGGGCCUUGGAGGAGAAGGACAUUCAGAAAGCAGAAGGGCUGCUGCUUCGGGCCCAGAGACCGGGCCUGCCCUUCAAUUAUUAUGAGGAGGCUGGAUUAUGGAGCGACGCUCUGUGGAUCUACAAGGACUAUGUGCGGGGUCAGCUGGAGGUUCUGAGGGAAGAGUAUGAGCGGGAGGCUACCAAGAAAGGGGCCAGGGGCAUGGAGGGGUUCGUGGACCAAGCUCGCCAGUGGGAGCAGGCUGGAGAGUAUAGCCGUGCCGUCGACUGCUACCUCAAGGUGCGGGGCUCAGGCAGCAGCAGCCUGGAGGAAAAGUGCUGGAUGAAGGUGAGGCGGGCUCCACCCUUCCUGGCUGCCCACUUCCCGGACCGCCCUCACAGCCAGCAUUCCUCCUCAGACAUUGCUUUUUCCUCCUGGGCCUCUCAUUUUCACUCAGGCGACAGGUACCUGCUGAGUGCUUGCUAGAUGCUAGAGCCAGAACUAUGAAAACUAUAAAAGGGGAUCUGAGGCAGAACGCCUAACAGACUGA